Molecule: messenger RNA, 1024 nt
Organism: Cloeon dipterum
Lineage: Eukaryota; Metazoa; Arthropoda; Insecta; Ephemeroptera; Baetidae
Gene: Gpa2
Product: Glycoprotein hormone alpha 2
Exons: 4
Coding region: 326-718 (130 amino acids)
Biological process (GO): cell surface receptor signaling pathway
Molecular function (GO): hormone receptor binding
Source: RefSeq, a predicted model, not a curated record
GCAUGUCGCGGCGGGUGCGGCGGCGGAAAAAAUGUCGCCAAAAUGAUGAUUCUGAUGCAUGGGGCAGAAUAAUUGAGACGACGCCGAGCAAAGUUGGCGCGGAUAAUUCGUAUGAAUGGGCCAUUCACGUCAGUGACUCGCGUGGGCGCUCGAGGUGGUGCCCUGCGUCGAGGGUCCGCCUCCGGGGCGCAACGGAGCCGCCCCCAGCAAGAGCGGCUGCACCCCGACCCUCUUCUAUAUCUGCAGCGGCCGCACACUCACCUUACACCAGCAUCGCCACCUGACGCAACGCUCGCUCGGUCCAAGCUCUCCGACGGUUCUCCUUAUGGACCGUGUGUCAGCCUCUGUGGCGGCCUGCUGCUGUGUGCUGUUGGUCUUUCUUGUGCACACGGGCGAGGCCACGGGACUAAAGGACCAGGCCUGGGAGCGGCCUGGCUGCCACAAAGUCGGCCACACUCGAAAAGUGGCCAUCCCUGACUGCGUAGAGUUCUACAUCACGACCCACGCCUGCCGCGGCUACUGCGAGUCCUGGUCGGUGCCCUCCGAGAUGGAGACUGUGAUCGCCAACCCUCACCAGGUUGUCACCUCUGUUGGACAGUGCUGCAACAUCAUGGAGACGGAAGACGUGGCCGCUGAAGUUUUGUGCAAAGAUGGCAUUCGGAAUCUGGUGUUCAAGUCGGCAAAGAGCUGCUCCUGUUACCACUGCAAAAAGGAUUAAUGAAACGCCAUUCGGUUUUCGCUUCCUUCCACAUGACGCUGAAUCUCAAAGGCUGGGUUUGUCAUUCAGCGCCACCGACAUCACUUUUAUCCAUGUAGCCGAAACGUUUGCGUUGUGUUUUCAAUUCUCCCUACGAUUUUGUCAAUUAUUGUUUGUCGUCAUCAAUUUGGUUUUGUAGAAAACAGCGGAUUAGGAUUUGCAACCGAGAUAUAUUUACAACGUGUGUGUUGCACUAAUAUUGUUGAUUUCUCUAAAAAUUGUGUAUAAAUUUAUUAAACUUGUACAAUAAAGGCUGACAAAAAUAAA